Messenger RNA from Prunus armeniaca (apricot), 1221 nucleotides. The record is from the annotation of a GenBank genome assembly. NCBI's taxonomy places the organism in Eukaryota, Viridiplantae, Streptophyta, Magnoliopsida, Rosales, Rosaceae.
AUGAAGGUUCCUGAAGAAAUCGUAUACGAAAUCUUGCUUAGGUUACCCGUCAAGUCUCUACUUCGGUUCACGACAGUGUGCAAGUCAUGGAAUUGUAUGAUCAAAAGCUCUACCUUCAUCCACACCCAUCUCAAAUCCAACCAUCGAAACGACGACGUUCAACUCCUACUCCACCAUCCUGAAUUUGAUAUUUACUCAUUGUACAGGGACGACGACAACAAAGACGACGGCCGUGCAUGUGCAUCAUCAUCUACGCUUAUAGAGUAUAGUACCGAACUUGACAAUCCUUAUGCAUAUUACGCCGAACGCACUGGAACCAAGACCUGGGGAUCCGAGUUUGUGGGAACUUGUAACGGGCUCGUGUGCAUUGCUGGGAAAGACAUUGACUUGACCACAUUAGUUUGGAACCCUAGCAUCAGAAAGUUUGUGGUUUUGCCCAAGUCUGGUGUUACCUUUUGUCAUGAAUAUCAUCAUCGACAAGGAAUAAGCUUUGCCUUUGGCUACGACAGGCGAGCCAAUGACUAUAAGGUCUUACGAAGAGUGUCUUGUUUUCGAGGAGGCCCAUUGGUCUCAUGUCAAUAUGAGAUUUGGUCGUUAGCCAAGGGCACUUGGAAGACUCUAAUCAAUACUGCCAAUGAUCGUCAUCAGGAACUUGACAUUGGAAACCGGUACUUUGAGGCUGGUCAUCCGCCUGCUUUUGUCAAUGGUGCUCAGCAUUGGCUUCAAGCCAACGUGAGCACCUGGAAUAUUUCCAUUUUGUCAUUUGAUAUGUCCGGUGAAGUGUUCAGCAAGAUAGCCAUACCACCAGAAGCUGAAACAAGAAUAUGUUUGGAUUUUAAUCGAGAUUGCGUGGUUUCGAGGUACAAAGAGUCCCUUGCAUUUUUCGAAAGCUGUCUGGAGAGGAGGCAAAGUGGUUUGGUUCUUCGCAUGAACAUGUGGGUCAUGGAAGAGUAUGGUUUGGCCAAAUCAUGGACUAAACUAUUUGCAAUAUGCCUGGAAGGGCGUACUUGUAGACUGGUUGGUUGUAGUAAAAGUGGUGAAGAAGUUGUGCUCAAACUAAAGGUUGAUGAUGAUAUCGUUGAAUAUAAAUCUGUGAACACCAAGACCAAACAAGUUAAGAAUUUUCAUUUUGAUGGAGAACGUUCUACUUAUUACUCGGUCAUGGAUGCUUUCACAGAGAACCUUGUCUUGCUUGACAAGCCUAAUGUAUUUACAUACUAA